AUUCCAACAUCAAACUAGCAGCUUAAACAUUUCAAAUACUCAGCUCUGACAUAAUAUUCUGCUCUUUAUCACUUACUCUUUUGUGUUUUCAAAGCAAUGGCUACUGCUUCAGUUCAUCACUCGAUCUUGGUUAACCAUGUCACCCGUGUUCAAACCCAAACAAGAAGAAAUGCUAGCUUCAGAGUUCGUUGUAUGGCCGAGGAGAAGCAGCCACAACAACCAAUGACAAGCAGUACCAAUCCACCACCACCAGCAGCAGCACAGACUCCAGUUGCUACUCCUACUUUCCCUCCACCGCGUGCUGCUCCCAAGAAAAUGAGCACAAAGUUUGGCGAUUUAUUAGCAUUCAGCGGGCCAGCACCAGAGAGAAUUAACGGCAGACUUGCCAUGAUUGGGUUUGUUGCUGCUAUGGGAGUAGAAGUUGCUAGAGGUACUGACGUCGCAGCACAAUUGGCUGAUGGAGGACUUCCAUGGUUUGUAAUAACCAGUAUUGUGCUAUCAGUGGCCUCUCUUAUACCGUUGUCUCAAGGCGUCAGUGUUGAAUCAAAAUCAGAUGGGUUGAUGUCUUCAAGUGCUGAAAUGUGGAACGGCAGAGCUGCAAUGUUGGGUUUGGUUGCAUUAGUGCUUACUGAGGUUGCCAAAGGUGGAGCUCUAAUUUAAUUUUCAUUUUAAUUUACUAGGCCCUGUAAAUGUUUUUGAUCAACAUAUAUAUAAAUGAAAGAAAGACAAAUAUGCAAAGAGAAACAACACUUAUUAUGAACUUGUAAAACUUCUGACAGAAAUUAGUAGAAUGAAGAAUAUGUUCAUUUAUGU
Molecule: messenger RNA, 813 nt
Organism: Papaver somniferum (opium poppy)
Lineage: Eukaryota; Viridiplantae; Streptophyta; Magnoliopsida; Ranunculales; Papaveraceae
Product: early light-induced protein, chloroplastic-like
Exons: 2
Coding region: 97-660 (187 amino acids)
Source: RefSeq, a predicted model, not a curated record